This is a messenger RNA of Amaranthus tricolor (Joseph's coat), 1421 nucleotides long. RefSeq lists its product as uncharacterized. The record is from RefSeq and is a predicted model, not a curated record. Lineage: Eukaryota; Viridiplantae; Streptophyta; Magnoliopsida; Caryophyllales; Amaranthaceae. Bases 324 to 1184 code for a protein of 286 amino acids. The transcript has a single exon.
CGGCCAGAGAUAAAAUACAGUGCAGUGGGAGUAUUUAAUUUCCAUCUGUCUCUCCUUUUGUCACUUCUUCUCCCUUCACUUUAUUUCUCCUAUCAUCAAUGCAAAAUAAUCCGACUUUAAACUAUUCACCUUCUCCAAUUCUCCCCCUACAUUUUUAAAAUACAAUCCCAGAAAUCACAUCCUCAUCAUUCUACCCAAAUACAAGAAACCUUAACACAACAAUGAUUCUAGAAACCUUUACUCAUUCACAAAUCAUUCUACUUUUACUAUAGUUUAAAUUUGAAAGCAACAAACCCGAAUAAAAGCUUCGAUUUAUUUCAUUAAUGGCGGCUGGUUGGGUGAAAUCAUUGCAAUGCAAAUCAAGAGCUGUAGAAGAUGUUUUUACUCCCCAACCAAAACAAAUUCUUCUCACUAGUACUAGUUGUAAAAACAGCUUUCAGAAUCUUAAAGAUGUUGUAAAUAAGCCCAAGCCCAAAAAGUCCGACCCGUUUCCUCAACGUGUUAAACGUUCUGAUUCCGUUAAACCCAGAAUAGAAUCCGGUUCUAAUAAUUGGGUCAGGCGUACCGUGUCUGCUCCGUUAAAAGGUCCGGUUCAACUUGACCCCUUUUUUCUUUCUGUGACGGAAUUGCAGGUGGGGCAUCCAUCAAGGAAUGUUGUUGAAAUAAUAUUUCACACGAGGUGGGGACCAAAAGGGUUUUCGGGUCGGGUUGAGGCUGUUUUUAAGAUUCACAAUUUGUGUCGGACUGUGACCCGGUUUGAAGAAUAUAGGGAUUAUAUAAAGUCUCGGGCGGGUCCAGAUUAUGCUUCAGGUAGGUGUGUUGCAGAUGGGAAUGAAAUGAUGAGAUUUCAUUGUCUGGGACCCACAAAUUCUGGAUCAAGCGUGAUUGACGGCUGUGAUGGUGUAUACGAGAUGAACGGCGCUAAAGGAGUUUCGUCAGUGUGUACGUAUUCUGGCAGUGGGGCCGCCCAUGAAAGUGCAGGAGGAGGUCGGGGGAGACGGGCCAUGCUGGUUUGUAGGGUGAUAGCGGGCCGGGUUUCAAAACGUGUUGAACGUGGGGAUGACUCAGGGACUGAGUCAAAUAAACUCGUUGAACUUGACUCAGUGAGUGAAGAGAAUGGCGAGUUGCUGGUGUUUGAUUCUCGUGCGGUUUUGCCUUGUUUCCUCGUCAUUUACAAACUGUAAAGAAAUUAAAAAAAAAAUAAUUAUCAAGUGGUAUAUUUUUACUCCAUUUGUUUGGGGUUUAUUAAUUUGAGUUUUGGUUUUUUUUGGCUAAACUUUGUGUUGAUAAAAUGUUCUAAUUUCUCAUUGGAUUUUGUGCAUAUUAUUAGAAAUUUGUCAAACUUAAUCUUGUUAAUUAGGUAUUAGCAAUUUGAUAUAUUGGCUAAUAUUAUUUUGAUGAUGAUAAUUUUUUUAUACUAC